Gloeophyllum trabeum ATCC 11539 is the source of this 2119-nucleotide messenger RNA. RefSeq names its product peroxisomal oxidase. Lineage: Eukaryota; Fungi; Basidiomycota; Agaricomycetes; Gloeophyllales; Gloeophyllaceae. The record is from RefSeq and is a predicted model, not a curated record. The transcript is spliced from 15 exons. Gene Ontology annotation, cellular component: peroxisome. Gene Ontology annotation, molecular function: acyl-CoA oxidase activity; FAD binding; fatty acid binding. The coding region runs from base 107 to 2119 and encodes 670 amino acids. Gene Ontology annotation, biological process: fatty acid beta-oxidation using acyl-CoA oxidase; lipid homeostasis.
GGUUAGUGAAUAUGCAUCGGGAGGUAUCAAGAAUCAUAUGAUUCCCAGAACCUCCUGACCUUCUUCUGAGCGCUCGGCUUGACAGCCGAAGCAAAUUCAUAGAAUUAUGGACGCGUGGUUACCUACGAUCAUGCCCGCACCGCGUAGCGCGGUCGAGCAAACGAAGCUGGAUAUGACCGUCGCAAGAAGGCGAGGAUCUGUGGACGUAGGCAGCUUAAGAAGCCUCAUGUACGGUGGACGAGAUGCAUGGGAGGCGCAUGCCAGGAUUGUUCGUGUCAUGCAAGCUGAUCCGGCCUUUAACAAGUCCCGCCGGCUAUACAUGACUCGUACAGAGCGUUACGAGCGCGCAUUGGCCAUGACCAGACGUAUAUACGAGCUUAAGGACCAAGAAGGCUGGUCUGACGAAGAAACCAAGCUCGCGACUCGUCUGGUCGACGAAAACAUACCCAUGACUCUGCAUGACCUAGCCUUCGAGCCCGUGUUCUUUGCUCAAGCAUCUCCUUCGCUCAUAUCCCGGUACGGACCUCUAAUACAGCAUCGCGGCAUCCUGGGCUGCUAUCUGCAGACCGAGCUCGCUCACGGGACCAACGUCCCCGCGCUCGAGACUACCGCAACGUACAUACCCGAGACGCAGGAGUUUGACAUCCACUCGCCCACGCUGACCAGCAGCAAAUGGUGGAUCGGCGCGCUCGGAAAGACAGCGACGCACGGCGUCUUGCAGGCGAGGUUGAUCCUCCCUGGCGGAAAGGACCAUGGGCCGCAUUUAUUCUUCCUCCAGCUCAGGUCCCUGGAGGACCACAAGCCUUUGCCGGGCAUCUCCAUCGGUGACAUAGGUCCCAAAGCUAUGGCAGGUUACGCAUCUACAGACAACGGUUACGCGCGGUUUGAGCACGUCCGUAUACCACGGGACAACAUGCUAUCCAAGUUCGCAGGGGUUACGCCUGAGGGUGAGUAUAUCAAGCCACCCCAUGCAAAGAUGAGCUACGGAGGCAUGAUGUAUAUCCGUGCGCAUUUUAUCAGUAGCUGCGGCUGGGUAAUGGCAAAAGCUGCCACCGUCUCGAUACGGUAUAGUACUGUCCGGCGGCAAGGCAAUCCAGACGCCGUAGGGCUGGAGCAGCAAGUGGUCUCGUACCCUUCCGUCCAGCAUCGGCUGCUCCCGAUUCUUGCCCGCGCGUACGUCUUCAUCCUCCUCGGCCGACGUCUCCUGACCAUUUUCGCUGAUACCACGACACGUCUGGCGUCGGGCGACACCUCGACCCUCGCGGACAUGCACGCGCUCACGAGCGCACUGAAGUCGUUGGCCACGAGGCAUGCUGUGCGCGAUCUCGAGGACGCGAGGAGGGCGAUGGGCGGGCACGGGUACAGCGCCUACGCGGGUUUGGGCCGAGUGUACGCUGAACAGUUACCGCUCGUCAGCGCCGAGGGAGAUAAUUAUGUGCUGGACAAGCAGGUGGUCAGGGCGGCAUUGAAGGCUUUCGAGCGCAGGGAUAACGGAGAUCGAUCCGUGUCAGCGGAAUAUCUCCGUGUGGUAGCCGGUGCGAAGACGCCCCAGAUGACUCCGGCGUCUUGGGAGAGCUUCGAAGCGCUCGUGCUCUUACUGCAGUGGAGAGCGGCGAAGGUGGUGGAAGACCGCGCAAAGCGGGGCGAUCUGGAUAAGGAUGCGAGCGCUGACCAGAGAGUGGCGACAGCGGUUGCGGAAGCUAUUGUUGCUGCUCAGUUAGGUGCAAUUGGGUCGGCGCUGCAGCUCAAGCCUCGCGAGAGAGAGAUCAUGCGGGAUUUGCUACGGCUGUACCUUCUCAUAACGACUGAAGCGGCCUUAGUGGACUUGAUGUCUUUCGGCCUGGUCUCUGCAGCCGCAGCAAGGGAACUGCGGACGGCGAUUGCAAAGCUAUUUCAGCCUCUCCUUGUUGAGGCUAUCGGGUUAACAGAUGCAUUCGGGUUCACUGACUGGGAGCUGGACAGUGCGCUCGGCGUAUAUGAUGGGAAUGUCUACGAGGCUCUGUGGCAGAAAGUGCAGACGGAACCUCUGAACCAGACAGAGGUCACACAGGCGUACAAGGAACAUAUAAGACCGUUGCUCGAGAGAGGGCGGGGCUUAGCUGUUCGGUCAAAGCUAUGA